Messenger RNA from Telopea speciosissima, 2482 nucleotides. Its product is annotated as nuclear intron maturase 4, mitochondrial. The coding region runs from base 28 to 2469 and encodes 813 amino acids. Gene Ontology annotation, biological process: mRNA processing. The transcript has 2 exons. Lineage: Eukaryota; Viridiplantae; Streptophyta; Magnoliopsida; Proteales; Proteaceae. The record is from RefSeq and is a predicted model, not a curated record.
UUUUAGGAUUCAUUAUUGGGAACGAGAAUGUGGUUUAUGGGUUUCUCAACUCAUCACAAGCGAGAUUUGUUGAAGUACUCUGUCUAUAAGUUGUGGAGCAUGGAUCUUCCUUGUGUUAGUUCAUCAUUCGUGGUCAACCUGGGGAAGCGUUACAAACAAUUUGAAUCUUUUGCAGUAUAUUGUACUACUGAGGCAGUAAGCAACAAUGAUGACAAGGGCAUUAACCAGAUACCAUUGUCAAAGAGCUUAGCCUGUUUAAUCGAUGAAUCUUCUACUCCUACCAAGACAAGGCAGAAGACCCGAAUGGAAUUGAAGAGGUUAAUUGAAAUGCGCAUCAAGAAAAGAGUGAAGGAGCAAUACAUAAAUGGAAAGUUUCAGGGCCUAAUGAGAAAGGUUAUUGCCAAUCCAAUGACUCUUUGUGAUGCUUACCAAUGUAUUAAGCUCAAUUCCAAUGUCGAUUUAGAAUCAGAUGACAAUGAUAUGCCUUUUGACUCAAUGGCAGAUGAGCUCUUGAAUGGGGGUUUUGAUAUCCAUGCCAACACCUUCUCUAUCUCAACAAAGGGGGAAAGGAAAGAGGUCUUGGUCCUUCCUAAUUUGAAGCUGAAGGUCAUCCAACAAGCAAUCAGUAUAGUUGUAGAUGUUGUUUAUAGGCCUCACUUUUCUAAAAUUUCUCAUGGCUGUCGGAGUGGAAGAGGUCAUCUUUCAGCAUUGAGGUACAUCUGCAAAGAGAUCCAUAAUUCAAAUUGGUGGUUCACGUUACAUGUGAGAAAAAAUGUUGAUGACAAUGUUCUCACUAAACUCAUCUUAACCAUGGAAGAGAAGAUUGAAGACCCUGAUUUGUUUUCUAUCAUCCGUAGCAUGUCUGAUGCUGGAGUGCUGAACUUGAAAUUUGGGGGUUUCUUGAAAGGCCAUGGUCUUCCACAGGAGGGUGUGUUAUCUCCUAUUUUAAUUAAUGUAUAUCUUGAUUUAUUUGACCAAGAAUUUUACAAAAUGUGUAUGACGUAUGAAGCUCUUGAUUCUGAUGUUAACGCCUCUGAAGAUGGUUCCAGCUCCAAGCUGCGUAGUUGGUUUCGAAGGCAGCUAAAAGACAACAACAAGAACAACAACAACAAACACCCAGGUGAUAUGAAUUCUGGUUUAAGAUUACAUGCUUGUCGCGUCAUGGAUGAGAUAUUUUUUGCUGUUUCAGGCCCCAAAGAUGUUGCUCUCAAGUUUAAGGCUGAGGUGCAAAACUAUCUUGAGCACACAUUAUAUUUAGAUGUGCAUGAUCAGAUGGAAAUCUUGUCAACCAGUGAUCCACGUGGUAUUCGGUUUCUUGGCAUUGCGGUGAGAACAAGUGAGAGAGAAAAUCCCUCUGUUAGAGCUGUUCAUAAAUUGAAGGAGAAGGUUCAAUUAGUUACUUUGCAGAAACAAGAAGCCUGGGAUGCUGGGAUGGUUAGGAUCGGGAAGAAGUGGCUUGCUCUUGGUUUGAAAAAGGUUAAAGAGUCAGAGAUUAAGCAUUUGGCUGAUAGCAGCUCUGUCUUGUGCCAAAUUUCAUGUUUCCGUAAAGCUGGGAUGGAGACAGAUCACUGGUUUAAGGUCUUAUUGAAGAUUUGGAUGCAAGAUGUGAAUGCCAAAGCUGUAGACAAUGAGGAGACUGUCUUAUCCAAGUAUAUCGCAGAACCUUCCAUUCCAAAAGAACUAAGAGAUUCCUUCCACAGUUUUCAGAAGUGUGCGGAAGAAUAUAUUUCCUCUGAGACCACUUCAACUCUCGCGUUGCUGCCCAAUUCCAACUCCAGCACCCAAUCUACUAUCAUCAUAGAAAUUCUGGCCCCUGUUAAUGUUAUCAAGAAGCGUCUCUUACGAUAUGGUUUGAUCAACAGUGAGGGACAUGCCCGUCCUGUUUCUGCACUCAUCUUGCAAGACAACAUCCAAAUCAUAGAUUGGUUUUCUGGUCUCAUCUGCCGGUGGCUUAGGUGGUACAGUAAAUGUGACAACUUCAGUGAAGUUAAACUUAUGAUUGUUAAUCAUGUAAGGAAGUCUUGCAUCCGGACACUGGCAGCAAAGCAUCGACUGCAUGAAAUUGAGAUUGAGAAAGUGUUUGGGUCAGAGCUUAGUGUGCUCCCAUCUAACCUAGAGAUGGAGAUAGAGAUGACACAUGAGAUAUCAGAAUUUCAGGUUUUUGAUGCUGAUGAGGCAUUGAUGUAUGGCAUUUUCUCUAGUGGCUUAUGUUUACUAUCUCUGGCAAGAAUGGUAAGCCAGGCACGGCCUUGCAACUGUUUUGUAAUAGGGUGCUUGGUUGCAGCACCAUGUGUUUACACUCUUCAUGUGAUGGAAAGACAGAAAUUUCCAGGUUGGAGAACGGGAUUCUCUACAGCAAUCCAUCCCAGCUUGAACAAAAGGCGAGUUGGGCUUUGUAAGAAACAUGUAAAAGAUUUGUAUUUAGGUCAUAUAUCACUUCAAUCCAUUGAUUUUGAUGCUUGGAGAUGAUGAUUUUCCAUAA